CACACACACACACACACACACACACACACACACACACACACACUCUCUCUGAAAGCAGGAAAGUUCGCCGAGCAACUUCAACAAGACUUUCAGCUCUCGUACAGCACACGGGUUGCACUGCCACAAGUGAGGAUGUGAAUCAAGACGGCGGAUCGAUGCGCUUUACAGACAUUUACACAUUUGGAAGAGAAAUCAGGCGGAGGGAGAGAGUUUGCUGAGGUUGAUCGCGCAGCAUUGAUGGCGUUACACAUGUGAGCAAACGCACGAAAAGCGCUGAUGGCUUUGAAAUCAUGCUGUCUGUGAUUCUGAAGUCAUUACGCACGAAACUAUGAGCGAUCCGGAGGUAACAUCGAUCUCCAAGGCGCAGCAGCGGCUCUUGGCUGCGGCUCUGCCCGGGGAGGAGGGCGCUCUGCCCGGCAGCCUGUGCAGACCCGAGCGCUACGGUAUCUUCCUCGUACACUGCUUCAUCUGCGGUAGCGGAGUGACCCCGGGGAAAGAGCUGAGCUUACAAGUGAAAUACCAGCGAGAUAAGGACUGUCCGUUUUAUCCGUUCCUGCAGGGCCAAGAUCCAGCCCCGGGCGCGCUGGAUAUCGGUCCGGACGGGGACGCGCUAGUGUGCGCCGUGUGCCACUGCUUCCUGCGCGAACAGUGGAACUCCUUCGAGCGCAGCAGGACCCCCAUCGAGAAGCGCAUGUACUGGCUCAAGAGACCGUACCAGUGCGACUCACGGAACAUCUCCUACGAUCUGGAGCGGAGAAUGAGCGUCGGCAAUUAUGACGCCAAUGACUCGGACUUCUCCUCGUUGUCUGAUAAUGACAACAUUUCCGAGCGGGACUUGGAUCUAUCAGGGGGUAUUAUGAACAACAAUAAUUCAACGGGUUCCCGUGCAUCUAAAAAGGCGUCAAAAGAAGGCAGCGGGAAGAGCGCGGUGAGUGUCAAGAGCAGCCCCGAAUCAGUACGCUAUCCGGUUAGAGUUUAUGUGCCUCAAUCAGACCGGUGUGCGACUAAAAUCAUCAAUCACACAUCGCACUCAUCGGUGACACUCCAGCAGUAUGACAGCCCUUCUGUGCGCACACCUGUGCUGGAUAACGGCAUCGUCACGUGUAAUACGCAGUGGAUACACAAGUCCGCCGGUGACUCCGACGCCUCUGACAGCUGCGAGAUCAACAUCACCAGUGACGAUGACAGAGAAUGCGCAGCAUCAGCUCACCUGGAUGUAGAGAAGAGUCAAUCCAAACUCUCUGCUGACGAAUGUGCAUGUUAUAUUUGUGGAAGCAGGCUUUCUGCAGGGGGCCGUUUCAGGGUGUUUGUACAGAAGCAGGAGAGAGCUCCCGGUGAGCCCUUCUUUCCUUUUCUGUGGCUCCACACUCCUCCACCUGGUGCUGUGCCUCUCAGCCCAUGUGGAUACACACUGGUGUGUGCCAGCUGCCACUCCUCGCUCAUGCAGCAGUGGCAGGGCUUCGAGCUGGCAGAAGUGCCUGUGCUCCAGCGACUCUACGUAGUGCCCCUCAAUACAGAUGCUGCAACCCAUGAAUCUGGGGAUGGGCUACCCAAAAUCCAACCGCCCCCCUCCGUGACGCAGAAUAACAGGCAGUUCUGCUACCUGUGCGGGCAGGACUGCGGGCGAGAGAUCAGAGUGGCGUACACCCGUGCCAGUGCAAGUAAAGCACGCGGUGCAAUGUACUUUCCUUUCAUAAACCUGCUACCGUGCCCGCCGAAUGCACAAAGCGUGCGUAAUGGACGGGUACACUGCUGUGUGACUUGUCACAGCAUCCUGGAGGACGUCUGGGCGGAGUACUGCCUCUGUUUGAGUGAGGAGCUCAUUUCCUCUGUCAGUGCCUUCCUUGGGAGAUACCACCUGGCCAUGGGCAGAGGAGGAGUCUUGGCAUCCACCCCCAGUGGACCCCUGUCGACUCUUUCUCAAACUGCCACGACUAACCACACCUCCAUUUGUUACUUGUGUGGGGAGGAACUCUCUGGAGGAACUGAGUAUCAGCUUCACGUUAACCCUCCAGGGCGUUGUGGAGAGCGAGAGCCCUUCUUUCCCUUCCUAACCGUCCACCCUCCCGCCCCCCGUGCACGCCCUGCCGAUGCCACAGGCCUUGUGUCAGCUUGUGCGCUGUGUUACCAUGAUCUACUAGGCCAGUGGACCCAACAUGAGGGUCAGGGCUCAGGAACAGGCCCAUCCAGCAGCCCAUGGUCCCGUCAGUACAGCUGCAACACAUUUGUCUGCUUCUUCUGCAGGAAACAGAAGAAGAGGCCACUCGGGUUGAAAGCGGUGAGCGUUGCCCGCUUGCCUGUGUUCCUCUAUGCCCCGAGGGUCAGCCGGACCCUGGUGAUUGACAAUGGCAAGCAGCUAACCAUCGGCUCCUGCAUGGAAUGUAAGUCCAUGGUUCUGGCUGGGCAGAAAAUGAAGCCGGUUGGUGGAACGGCCAUCUCCAAACACAAGGGUUUGUCAGUGAAGGAGCCGCCUGGCAACAGUAAGGAGGCAGAAAGCAGACCAACAGAAGUCACUGCAGAAGAUGUGUCAGAGCAAGACCUAUCACCCCCCUGCAGCCUGAAAGUGGAAAAAGGGGAACGAUCCGUGUCCAGCAUGAGCCAUGAGCCAAAGUCACCAUCGUUAGGCAUGAUUUCCACGGCAACUCGCACCACGGCGACCGUCAGUCCCCUCACCCCAUCUCCUCUCAAUGGUUCAAUCGUGGCUAAUGGCAGUCCUGCAUCUCAGUCCGCACACUCCGGAUUCGCCGCUGCCCUCCGCAAGUUGGCCAAACAGGCUGAGGAACCCCGAGGAUCUUCCAUCAGCAACGAGUCGUCUCCCGUCUCGUCUCCGGCCACUAAUCACAGCUCCCCCGUCAGUACACCCAAGCGGGGGCCCAUGGGCCCAGUUAUAGUGCCUCCUGGGAACCACAGCGUCCCCAGUACCCCACCUGUGGUUACCAUCGCCCCCACCAAAACCGUUAAUGGCCUGUGGAGGAGCGAGAGCCGUCCAGUCCGAGAGACUGAGUCUGGUCCUCGUGGAGUUACCCGAGACAGGUUAAGUUCAGAGGCUCCUCCUACGCAAGAGAAGGGGUGUCCCACGGUCACGGCCCACAUGAUCGGGAACCCUUACACAUUCGGCCUGACACCUGCAUCUGUGAUACAGGACUCACGCUUUCAACCCCUUAAUCUGCCCCGUCAAAUGGCGCACAGCGUGCCCACAGCUGGUGUUCCUGAGGAGUAUCUGAGAGGGUUUCGUCCUUACGCCACAGCAGAGGAGCUCCGUAUGCCCUCAUUACCGCUGGGACUGGAUCCUGCCACUGCUGCAGCCGCUGCAGCCUAUUACCACCCCGGAUACCUGCCACACCCCUCCUUCGCACCAUACAGAAUGGACGAUCCGUUCUGUCUGUCAGCGCUGAGGUCUCCCUACUAUUCACUUCCUGCAGGGGGUGGUCUCACCCCUCUACACCCGUCUGCAGUACACAUGCACCUGCAAGGGGUUCGUUACCCUGGAGACCUGAGUCACCCUUCACUGUCCGGCCUGCAGUCCGAACGCCUAUCAGAGAGACUCCAGAUGGAGGACGAGCUGCGGCAGAGAGAGAGAGAGCGUGAGCGAGAGAAAGAGCGAGAACGAGAGGCCGAGCGAGAAAAAGAGCGUCAGCGAGAAAGGGAGAGAGAAAAAGAACUGGAGCGUGAGAGAGAGAGAGAACGGGAGCGAGAGAGGGAGAGGGAGAAAGAGAGAGAGCGCGAGAGAGAGAUAGAGCGGCAGAAGGAGCGGGCGGCGCGAGAGAAGGCCAUGGAGAGCCACUAUCUGGCGGAGCUUCAUGCAUUCAGAGGCCCUGCAGAUGACAGAGCCAAAUCUGCCGACAGAAUCACUGCGAACAGAGCUGAUAAAACCAAAGAGCCCCCCCUCUCCACUCCUAAACCCCUCCAGCCUGCUCUCCAUCACUCUCUAAACUCCACCCAUCACCCCAUGCCCAGCCUCGUCUCUGCCCACAGCAUGUAUCUGGGCCCUGGAGGGGCGGGGCCUGCCGUUCUCACAGCUGCCACCAUGCUGCAGCGCAAUAAUGAGGAAGAUCGCUGGUUGGCCCGGCAACGAAAGAUACGGCAAGAGAAAGAGGACAGGCAGUACCAGGUGUCCGAGUUUCGUCAGCAGGUAAUUGAGCAGCAUCUGGACCUUGGCAGACAGGGUGAUAUCACGGAGCUGCAGAUAGAGGGACACAGACCAGUACCAAACCAUCAUGAACUCAGCAGCAGAGAUCGAGAAAGAGACAGAGAUGCCCAUCUUCACCUAGGAGCUCCGCCCCCUCUCAUCUCCCCAAAACACCCACAUAGAGACAAUGGCCCUCCACCGCCCACCACGCUCUGGAACCCCGUGUCACUGAUCGAGACCUCCACUGACUCUAGACGCCCCCUGCAUGAACCUCUGGGCUUGGGUCACUACGAUAUGAGCCGACUCCCCCUGCCACCCUCCAAACAUGAGCGGCAUUUCAUCCCAGAGAGGCUGGAGGAGGGAUCCCGGAAACGGGAAGGUCUGGACAAAUACCCUCCCAUCAGGCCCAGUAGCUUUGGCGAACCGAACACUUUCCUCGCCGACCUGGAGAAAACCACACAGAGUUUUCUGAACCAGCAGAGAGCACCGUUGAGUCUGUCAGGUCCAUAUGGAGAGCUGAGCACAGGUCUGAAGCCCAGCGGGUCCUUUAAGAGCCUGCAGGGUUCGUCACGGGUCACUCAUGAUGCCAUGCUAGUGUACGAUGAGUUCCUGCAGCAGCACAGACGAGCCGUCAGCAAACUGGAUCUGGAGGAGAAGAGACGCAGAGAAGCCAGAGAGAAAGGUUAUUACUAUGAGCUGGAGGACUCUUACGAUGAGAGCGAUGAGGAGGAGGUGCGAGCUCAUCUUCGAAGAGUUGCAGAUCAACCACCACUCAAACUAGAUGAUUCCACUGAGAAGGUGGAGUUUCUGCGGAUGUUUGGCCUGACGACUAUGGCCCAUCGAGAGGAGAUGAUGGAGGUGAAGAGGAGGAAAAGGAGACGUAUGCUGAGAGAGAGGAGUCCCUCACCUCCUGCGGUCCAGAGCAAACGCUCCUCCAUUACACCCCUGAGCACACGAUUCACUGCAGAUGAUAUGAACAACAGCCCUGAACUAGAGGACAAGAAACGUUUCCUAAACAUCUUCAGCCUAAACCACAUCACACAGCAGCAGAGGAAAGAUAAUGAGAAGGUGGAGGAGUUGUUGCAGGCCAUUAAACAGAAGAGUGUGACCCUCGACAACAUCAGACACAACCCUCACCUGCCGUGCAGGAGCCCAGCCGCCCUGUUUUCAGAUCAGUCAUCUCAGUCCCAAAUCCAACCAGAUGAGCCUCUGAACGGAAGACCCCCCAGUACCUCCCUGUCUGUGUCUUUUGCUCCUCCUGCUGUGGACUCUCCCUCCAUCCCAGAUCAGCCCAGACCCCUCUCAGACCAUCUAAGACCUAAAGAGACUCCCCUGCCUGCAUCUGAUAAGAGCCGACCCAGCGACAGUGUCCCAGGCAAGAGCUCUAGUCUACUUAACAGUGUGCGACAACCCCUGUUCGCUAAAGAGAGCUCUGCUUGUGUGAACGGAAAGGCAAAGCCCUGGGAGAGCUUUAUAGCAGAAGAGUUUGCACAGCAGUUUCACGAGUCAGUGCUGCAGUCCACACAGAAAGCCCUGCACAAGAGCAAAGGUGCUGCACUGGUGAUGUCAGAACAGAACCACACAGUGGACUCAUCCGUACAUUAUAACAUUCCUGAGCUACAGAGCCUGCCGGGCCACUCCAAACUACAGCCGCACCUCGGUACUCAGCCCAAUGGACAGCACUGCCCCCCACUGCCACCCCACCACGAACUCUCCGCAGCGGAGGAGUCAGAGGAAGAGGAGGAGGAGGAAGAAGAUGAAAGUGAGGAAGAGGAGGUGUCUGCACCCAGAUGGCAGGGCAUUGAAGCCAUCUUUGACGCUUAUCAGGAGUACGCAGAAGAGCAAAGCAUUGAGCGUCAGGUUCUUCACAGUCAGUGUCGUCGUCUGGAGGCUCAUCAUUAUAAUCUCAGUCUCACAGCCGAACAGCUCUCGCACUCCAUGGGGGAGCUGAUGGCUCAGAAGCAGAAGCUGGCGGCUGAGAGAGAAAAGCUACAGGCCGAACUGGAGCACUUCAAGAAGUGCCUGACGCUGCCGCAGAGUCCCUGGUCCAGGGGUCACUUCAAGGGCUAUCCCAGGUGACACCCUACAGCCCUUUCAGAGAACCCCCCAAACCCCACCCAAACCCUCAAUGGAGAGAGAUGGUAAGGAACCGAAGAUCAUGCCACCCGCUGACCUCCCGUAUGACACCAUUCUAUGGGCAACAUCACACUUGACACGUGACCAAAACUCAUACAACCAUACAACCACGUCGCGGAGAGAGCAGACCACCAAUCACAACAUAGCUCUGCCCACCUGCCAUCUCUCCCCCUGUGGAGGUCACACCAAGAAAUGCACUUAAAGACAAACAAAACCCUGAAAACCGUCUGGAGGUACUGUGUGAUGACAGAUGACUCUUUUGAUCUAGGAAAAAAUUCACAUUUUUGUGAAGAAAAAAAAAUCUAAUAAAUAAAGGAAUUUUAUUGCAAGAUUUAGAAUAAAGUUUAAAAAAGGUGCUUCAGCAUUGUAUUGUAAAUAAUAUCAAAACAACAAAAAAGAAUUUUGUAUGUUUUUAAUGACUUAAAUCAUUGUUCUUUGAAAGAAAAAAAGAGCCUGCCAUUUUUUUAUAUAUAUAUAUUUGAAUGCUUUUGGGUGUUAAGAUAAAGGCUUUGAGUGUUUGUGCUACUGCUGGUCAGGAUAACCCUAUCAGGACACAUGAAGUGAUGACAUCACUUCCUCUUUGCCUGAACUACAGUAGCAAGAGCCCCAGGACCGCCAAUACCUUUUCCUCUUUACCUGCAAGGCCAUGCAUCUCUGAUGACAUACCCACCCAUAAAUAUGUCCCAGGACUUUCAUUUAUCACCUUUCACAUGAAGUUCUGGACUACUACACUUGAGUUCUUUUGUCAUGAAGUAUCAUGUAGCCACUUUUUGGAUUUCCUGCAUUAAGAGCGUUUUUAUUACAAUGUGAUGUUCAAAAGAAAUAUAUCUGUUAAGUGCACAAAACGGCCCAGUAAUGUUAUUGUGCAGAAGUAAUCAUUUGUUCGACAACUGUAGAUUUGAUGGAACAAAUCAUUUUUUGCCAUUUGACAAGUACUGUGCCAAAGUUGAAAGUUGAGGUGGCAUGCCAAAAAAUGUUUGAAACGAAACAAAAAAAGGAAUGUUGAUUAAGCUCAAGAUAGUGCUGUUGUCACAGCACAUCACAUGAAUUCAUUGGAAAAUUCCCAAAGCUCCUGCUCUGCCUGAAGACGUUCUUGUUUGCCAAGUUUCAUUUUUCUUUUAUUUCCAUUGGACAUUAACAUUAAAGUCUUACUGCCUGUAAUAUCUUUUAUUUACUGUCUUUUUAUGGUAUUCUGGUAGCUGAUGUAGAAUCUGGGAAUGAAACAUCUGUUUGUUUUCCUGGCACUUAACCGCCCCCAUAAUCACGUGUGCUGUAUGUAUUUCAUGUUUCUUCCACGACAUACAGCAUGCUGUUAUAGACUGACCACAUGCACAUAUUGAUCUGAAUUCACCGUGAUAGCGCAACAUUAAAAACAUAGAAAUGUCUCAAAUGCAUCUUUUUAAAGCUCAGGUGAGGAGUUUGGUUGCACUGUCAGUGGCGUGCCAUCAGUUUACUGGCUGUUCACGCAUCUUAUGCCAUGCUAUUGCACGGUGGCUUGAUAUUUACACAUCUGAGGCUGGCCCUAAACAAUAGCAGCGUGUGUGUGUGUGUGUGUGUGUGUGUGUGUGUGUGUGCGCCGGCUUCAUGAAGCACUACCACUGCCUGACCAGAGUGGGCACAAACCUGCCCACCUUACACACACACACACACUCCCCCAAACUCAAUGGAGGAUUUUAGAUGCUGUGAAAUCAUGUUUUUCUUUUUUCUUUUUUUAUGUACUUGUUUGAAUUCACUGUAAUGUAAUAUAUUCUUUGUUGUGUGUAGUAAUUAGGUAUUUAUGAAUAUAUUGCUGUAAUU
Xyrauchen texanus (razorback sucker) is the source of this 8062-nucleotide messenger RNA. RefSeq names its product genetic suppressor element 1-like. Lineage: Eukaryota; Metazoa; Chordata; Actinopteri; Cypriniformes; Catostomidae. The record is from RefSeq and is a predicted model, not a curated record.